AUGUCCGAGAGCCGGGGCUUGACCCUACGAAAGAAGAAGACAAGCAAGAGACCAGUAAUCAGUGCUCCGCAGCAGCAAUCACGGCCACCAGCAGGAGCAGUACAACCUCCCAACAAUGCUCAGCUUCGUCCGCCAAAAGAACGACCUGAACAGUCGGAAACCUCCGAUCUAGUUAAGAGAAGAUACUCGACGCGAUACAACCAGCUUCCUCAGUUCGGCAAUGACAUUCCUGAUGUGCCUGCUCUACCAGGCGCUGGUCCUUCCAACUUCAAGAGAAGGUCCCACGGUUCUCCGAGCCGGCCUCAGUCUUCGCGUUCUGUCGACCCUUUGCGCGUAGAUCAGGCUGUCUUGGCUGAUCCAAGUCUGCAACAUGAACGAUAUGUCACUCAGCUCCUGUCCAAUGCGUCCGAGUCGGAUAUUCAGGAGUAUCAGCAGAAUUUGCACAGGGUCAAGAGGAGGAACUCCAUGGACUUGAAGCAGAGCAUAUAUCAGAACAGGACUCAAUUCAUCAAGAUUAGCAAGGAAGCCGAGAAUCUGAAGAGUGAAAUGACCAAUCUGCGCACACUCAUGUCCGAGCUUACUACUGCUCUCGAACAAUCUUCUGCUGUUACGGGAACGAAUAUUGAUACAGUAGACGCGAAAGCUCGUCGCAAGGCAAAUCGAAGCUCAGUGGCUAACCUGGAGGCUAUGUGGAAUACCCAGCUACAAGCACUAUGGAAGAACGUCGAGAGAUCUCAAAAGUUUCUGCCUCAAGUACCCGGUCGUCAUGUGGUCAUGGAAAACGGAAGCUGGAUUGAACUUGAUAAUGCUACCUGGAAGCCAAAACGUCCUGUUCAUAUUGUUCUUCUUAACGAUCACCUGCUGGUCGCGUCUAAGAAACGCAAGAAGAUCGAUCCGAAUGUCCCUCAAGCAGGUCCUGCUCCCACGAAGCUCGUCGCAGAGGAAUGUUGGCCUCUGGGAGAGAUUGACAUCAUUGAUAUGGCUGCAGGUGGGCAGAUGAAGCCUGCUGAGGAAAAAGCUGUAGCGAGUGCAUUCACCAUAAGGUCUUCCGGAAGUACAUGGAUUUACCGUCACGAGAAGCGGGAUUUGGAGGUCAAAAUUGACGUGUUGACGGCUAUCAGAAAGGUACAGGAGGAACUACGAAAAGCCAAUAUCCCAGUCAACGAUCAGAGAAACUCAAGGUCUGAGCUCAACUAUCUUGCUUCAAAGGAUCCAUCUGCGCUUAAGAAUGGAGACAUUGUUAACAGCAUCAAUUUAGCCAAGGAGAAACCAGACGUACUCAUCGAAGUAGACGGAAGGCAGCAGAACUUCAGAUGGAUCGAAGGUCAGAUCGACGAACUCGAUAUCGAUAUUGCACUUCAACAUUAUGAAGUGGCUGUUGAGAAAGUGGAGAAGCUGAGAUCCGUCACUGCCAGCCUAAAUAAUGAUUCGGUAGUGCAAGAGCUCAUAUCUGUGGGAGUCGACGAACGCGCUGCAAAGCUAGCAACAGCUUUGUGUCGCGAACUUAUGGACACUCCUUCUUUCGUUGGGGCCACAAAGCGCAUUGCUACUCUUCUUAUCCGCCUCGGUUUCGAAGAUCGUGCGCGAGAAGUCUACCUUGCUGCGAGGGGUGAUACCUUGACCAAGCGACAAAGACAGUGUGUCUUCGACGGCGAUCUACACAAAUACAUCUUCUCAAUCUCUUUCGUCUACUUCACCAUCAUCAAGAACACAGUUCUCAUCUUUCAAGCUUCCUUUCCAGCCACACACAUGAGUGCCUGUAUCAAAUGGGCAAGUGAGCACCUCGAGGUCUUUAACGCCUUACUUGUGCGACAGCUGAGCGCUGUUGAAAGAGGAGGCAAAGUAUGGCGAGAUUGUAUGGACGUCGUAUGGGCACACGAGAAGGAACUGCUUGGUGGUGUGGGACUCGACUUCCGAGAAGUGAUUGGACGUAGCUUGGAAUUUAGAGAAUCAAGAGCCACGGACAUACAGCCCAGAGCUUCGCUGUGGUAA
Molecule: messenger RNA, 1992 nt
Organism: Lithohypha guttulata
Lineage: Eukaryota; Fungi; Ascomycota; Eurotiomycetes; Chaetothyriales; Trichomeriaceae
Gene: EXO84
Product: exocyst complex component exo84
Exons: 2
Coding region: 1-1992 (663 amino acids)
Biological process (GO): Golgi to plasma membrane transport; intracellular protein localization; exocytosis
Cellular component (GO): exocyst
Source: RefSeq, a predicted model, not a curated record